Closterium sp. Naga37s-1 is the source of this 4353-nucleotide messenger RNA. The record is from the annotation of a GenBank genome assembly. Lineage: Eukaryota; Viridiplantae; Streptophyta; Zygnematophyceae; Desmidiales; Closteriaceae.
AUGUUUAAUCGCGGCUCCGUGUUUUCCGGGGCAGGAGGCGGCGCCAGCAGCGGCGGCGGGACCGGCGGGGGAAACAGCGGCGGAACCGGCGGCGGGUUUGCGGGAUUCGCGGGCUUCAAUGCGAUCGCGCGGAGCAACACGGCGCCGUCGCAGUUUCUGGAACACGCCGGCCUGCCGUGGUCGCCGGCGCACUCUCCCCCCAUGGCGCAAUCCCCCUCCGCCACUCCCCCCUUGUCCCAAUCCCCCUCCGCCACUCCUCCCACGCAAUCCCCCUCCGCCACUCCGCCGGGCCGCUCUCCGCGUCAGCCGCCGCAAAUCAUCUCUUCUCUCUCUUCCUCGGGAGCACCUCCUCCUAAAAGCGAGCAUCCGUUUUCCGCGGCGUAUUUCCCGAGAUCCCCGUCGCUGCCGUCCCCAACCUCCCUGCCGUCCCCCCGGUCCCUGGACGUGGUUCACGAGGAGGACGCAUCUCUGCACGCCGCUGCUCUUGCCGAACCGAAUAACACAGGUUCGGCAGCAGGCUCGGCGGCAUCAGGUUCGAUAGCAUCAGGUUCGGCAGCAGCAGGUUCGGCUGCGACAUCAGCGCCGUCGGAUCGGGAUCUCCCUGGUGCGACGGGAGGGGAGGAAGCAGAGAGCCGCGAUCUCGUUCCUCUCCUCGUUGCCGACCCUAUUCUCGGCUUAACCGAAUCCCCUCCUAAAGCUGCUCCGGUAUUGGAUACAGCACCUUCCCCCGCUGACGCCCCUCCAGUCGCGUCCGCGUUAGACAGCGGUUUUCCCCGUUUGAAGCCGAUUCGCCUCAGCGCAGAGAGCCGUGACGGGGUGAAUCUGGUCGCGUCGCUGGACUUCGGGAUUGGCUCCCUGCGGGAGAGCAGAGGGGGCGGGGAGAGGGACGGCGGGGGAAGUGACUGGGGCGCAGGGGGAAGCGCAAGGGGAAGCGCAAGGGGCAGUGGGGGAAGCGCGAAGGACAGCGGGGGCAGUGCAAGAGGGAGCGCCGGAAACGAGUUGGAAUGUGUGGGGGGGUUGGGAGAGGUGGGUGUGGGUGCAGAGGUGCUUGAGUUUGCCGCGGUACCUGGUGUGGGGGGGAUGGGGGAAGCGCAAGCAUUGGCGCAAGUGGUCACAACACCGCAGCAGCAGGGGCAGCAGGGGCAGCAUUGGGCGGGGCAGCAGGGGGCGGGGCAGCAGGGGGGGGCGCACCACCAGCGGCAGGCGUCAGGGGAGCGCAGCCCCGUGGGGUCCUCCGCGCCGUCCUCCCCCCUGCCUACAAUCACAAUCGCCCCCGUGGUCGCACCACCACAGCAGCAGGGGCAGCAGGGAGUAGGGCAGCAUCAGCGGCAGGCAUCGGGGGAGCGCAGCCCCGCGGGGUCCUCUGCACCCUCCUCCGCGCCCUCCUCGCCCCUCCCUACAAUCACAAUCGGCCCCGUGGUCGUGGGCUCUCAGGUGGUGUCAGAAGAAUUCGGUAUAAGGCGCCCACAUGGUGCCGGCGCGCUGGCAGGAGGAGGCGGGUCAGGGAAUAUUGCGAGAACGCUUGAGUCGACUAGGCAUUCUCCUCGGGGAGCGUUGGCAGGAGCAGGGGGGUCAGGGAAUGUAUUGGGGGGCUUUUCUCAUGAGCUGACCCGAAGCUCUCCUCUUCAGUCGUCUCGACACUCGCCCAGGGGGGGGGUGGGAGGAAGGGGAGGGUUGGCAGGAAGCGGAGGGUCCGGGCCUGUGCUGUCUCGUUCGGGGACGGCGGACGGGUCAGCAUCGGUGGUAACCAGGUCCACGUCAGCAGCUGCUGAGUCAGACGCGGGGGAGCGCGGUCCGGGGGUGGAUUAUAGCGAGAUGCUGCUGUUAGAGGGUAGUGGGUCGGACUCUGACGCGUAUGAGGAGGAGGAGGACGUGGGGUAUGUGAGGAGACUAGUGGAGGAUGAGGAGAGGUUCUUAUUGUAUGAGCUAGACUCGGAGACUGAUGACGAGAAGGGCAGCAGCAGCAGUAAAGUCUCAGUGAGUAAAGGUAAAGGGACGAGUGCGCUGGAUGGUGGGGAGGAGAGCAGCAAGGUAUCAGUGGGUAAGAGUGCAGGGGGGAGUGCGUUGGGUGGUGGGAAGGAGAGCAGCAGCAGCAGCAAGGUAUCAGAGGGAAAGAGUGCAGGAGAGGGGAGUUCAUUGGAUGUAGACCUGUCAGUUCGGGAGGCAGAGAAGGGGAGCAGCAGCGGCACAGCAGGGAAAGGGGUGGAGAUGAGUUAUGAAGCGGUGCAGAAGAGUAGUGGGGUAGAGGAGGGGGCGGAAUCAGGGAGCGGGGCAGCAGGCGCUGCAGCAGGGGGGGCAGAGGGUGUUGUGGAGGGGGAGAAAGAGCGAGGGGGUGGGGGGGAGAGGUUGAACGGUGGGGCAGAGGUGGUGGAGGGAGGCAGUGCUGUCGAUCUCAUUGUGGAUCUGAUUGAUACGAGGACCAGUGAAGCGGGUGGCGUGGAUGGUGGUGGUGCCUCUAAGAGUGCUGAUCGGAAGGGUGGCAGGGGUGUGCUUUUACAGAAUGUGAUUGUAGGAAAUGGGGCGAGGGGGAGUGGGGGCGGGGCAGGGGGAAAUGCAGAGGAGGGGCGGAGGGAUGAUGACCAAGGGGAAGAGGGAGGGGGAGGUGGGUUUGGAGAGGACUUUGGAGGCUUUGGGGGGGGCCGAGACAGGGGAGGAGGGGACGGGGGAGGCGGGUUUGGCCACGAUGGGGAAGGGGGGGGCUUUUCGUUCCACUCGCCCUCGAGUAACGAGGGGCUUUCGCGGGGUAACUCCGGGUGGUCGGGGCUGGGGGAGGGGUUAACUCCCCCGUCCCUGGGCAGCAGCGGAGCAGCAGGCAUGGGGGAGCAGGAGCUAGAACACGAACUAGAGAGAAUGGGGAGCGUGGCUGAUAACACGCUAGAGGUUUGGAAGAAGCAGGCCAGUGGCACGUUCCCGAAGCUUGCGCAGACUGCUUCGGGGAACUGGGAUUUUGCGGCGGCAGGGAGUGUGGGGGGUGGGGGAGGGGAGGGGAGGAGUGGGGCGGGGAGUGAGGGGGGAAGUGCGCGGAGUAGUGUGGUGGGGGAUAGACGGUCGAGGCUUUCGGUGGAAUCUGUUGAAGUGGGGGAGUUGGGGGAGGUGGGGGGAUUGGGGGGUGGAGAGGUGGGAACGGGGGAGGAAGAGAAGAAGCAGGAUGAAGCGAGUUUGGGAGAAGCAGGGAGAGGAAAGGCAGUGGGGAAGGAAGGAGGGGAUGGGGCAGGGGGUGGUGAGAAGAAGGCAAAGAGUGGGGAGCACACAGCAGUAGCAGAUAACGAGGAGGGGACGGGGAAGGAGGAGGGGAAGGGGAAGGAGGAGGAGGAGUUUGAGACGUUCAAUCUGAGAGUCAUUCACAGAAAGAACAGAACGGGGUUCGAGGAGGACAAGGACUUUCCAGUCGUCCUGAAUUCAGUGAUAGCGGGUCGAUACUACGUGACAGAGUACCUGGGGGCAGCGGCGUUCAGCAAGGCCAUUCAGGCGCACGACCUGCACACGGGAAUGGACGUGUGCAUGAAGAUCAUAAAAAACAACAAGGACUUUUUCGAUCAAAGUCUUGAUGAGAUCAAGCUGUUGAAGUUUAUCAACCAGCAUGAUCCCGCAGACGAGCACUGUCUUCUUCGGAUGUAUGAUUACUUCUACCACCGGGAGCACCUCUUCAUCAUAUGCGAGCUGCUACGAGCCAACCUGUACGAGUUUCACAAGUACAACCGGGAAUCAGGAGGAGAGGUUUAUUUCACCAUGCCGCGCAUUCAGUCCAUUGCCAAGCAGAUCCUGAAAGCGCUCUCCUUCAUGCACUCGUUGGGGCUCAUACAUUGUGACCUCAAGCCCGAGAACAUCCUCAUUAAGAGCUACUCCCGCUGCCUCGUUAAAGUGAUCGACAUCGGCAGCAGCUGCUUCACGUGGGAUGCGCUGUGCUCUUACGUGCAGUCGCGCUCGUAUCGGGCACCCGAGGUCAUCCUGGGGCUUCCCUACGGACCCAAGAUUGACGUGUGGUCGCUCGGGUGUAUUCUCGCUGAGCUCUGCUCUGGACAGGUGCUGUUUCAAAAUGACUCUCUGGCAACGCUGCUGGCGCGGGUGGUGGGCAUCAUAGGGCCCAUCGACCCCUCUCUCCUGCGCAGAGCCAAGGACGCCCACAAGUACUUCACACGCCACAGAGUGCUGUAUGAGAGGAACCCGGAGACGGAUGCAUUGGAGUAUCUGAUUCCCAAGAGGACGUCUCUCAAGCACCGGCUGCCCAUGGGAGAUGAGGGGUUCCUUGAGUUUGUGGCGUUCCUGCUACAGGUGGACCCUGAUAAGAGACCAACAGCUGAUGAAGCUCUUCUACACCCGUGGAUGUCACAUGCAUAUGAUCCUAUUUCAUGA